This is a messenger RNA of Staurois parvus, 296 nucleotides long. The record is from the annotation of a GenBank genome assembly. Lineage: Eukaryota; Metazoa; Chordata; Amphibia; Anura; Ranidae.
ACCGGGCCAGCGGCUCAGCUCUUCUCUGCAGCAGGACCUUACCUUAGUCUUCCUGCGCUGGCAUCUUCAGUCACUUCUCGCACAUGCGCAGUCGGCACCCGGCUGUCAUCCGCAUUGUCCGCAGUCUCUGGUCAUCCCCUGUACUGUGUCCGCAGUCUCUGGUCAUCCCCUGUACUGUGUCCGCAGUCUCUGGUCAUCCCCUGUACUGUGUCCGCAGUCUCUGGUCAUCCCCUGUACUGUGUCCACAGUCUCUGGUCAUCCCCUGUACUGUGUCCGCAGUCUCUGGUCAUCCCCUG